Oryzias melastigma (Indian medaka) is the source of this 1396-nucleotide messenger RNA. It is a transcript of the gene hirip3, whose product is annotated as HIRA interacting protein 3. The transcript has 8 exons. Gene Ontology annotation, cellular component: nucleus. NCBI's taxonomy places the organism in Eukaryota, Metazoa, Chordata, Actinopteri, Beloniformes, Adrianichthyidae. The record is from RefSeq and is a predicted model, not a curated record. Bases 3 to 1265 code for a protein of 420 amino acids.
CGAUGUCGUCUGAAAAAGAAAGAGCGGGGAUCCGCAAAUUUGUGCGUCGUCAAUUAAGGGAUGAACCAGACUUAAGCAAACUGACUUUGGGGCUUUUAAAAAAACAAUAUCUGGUCCAUGUGGGCCGCGAGUCACUAAGUCCUGAAGCGAAGGCGGUGAUGAAGCAGGUGGUUGAAGAGGAGCUUGCAAACAUGCAGGACAGUGAGGAUGAUGAAAGUGAUUGUGAGGUCGAGGAGCCUCACAUUAAAAGGAAGAGGGAAAAGCAGCAGGAGGAGGAGGAAAGUGAAGAAGAAAAUGAAUCCAGAGCAAAGAAGAGACGAUCUGCUUCUUCAGCGUCGGAGUCUGAGGAUAAAACUGGAAGUGAAGAUGAACGGCAGUCAAAAUCAUCGUCUGAAGGUGAAAAUCAUGAAGUUAAAAAAUCUGAUCCGAAGAGAAAUCCGGAGUGUAAAGAGGAGCCUGUGAGGGACGACUCUUCGGAUGACGAAAUGAACGAGUCCAAGAGCAAAUCUAAUGAAAGUGUUUGCAGUAGUCCUGAGCAAAAGCUGAAGAUCAAAGCAAAUGCUAAAAAUGGAGAAAUAAAAAAUGCAAACGGUGGAAAGAAGACAUCUGAAAGUGAUGCAGAGAGCAGUUCUGAAAAGAGUGACGCAAGCAAUGGCAGGGUGUCAUCUAAAAACAAAGGGAAAGUUUUGGAAAACAAAAGAGAUAACGGGUCAGACUCCGAUUCAUCCUCACCUCCUUCCUUGGAGGAAGAGAAGGAUCACGAAAAAAAGACAAAAGAUGAGAAGAAAAAAACAAUAAAGAGGGAUGAGACCAGCAGAAGCCAAAAGCCGGACAGCGAGAAAGCAAUCGUAAGACUCAAACGCUACAUCUCUCUGUGUGGCGUGAGGAAAAAUUACAAGAAGAUGCUGGAAGGUUGUAAAUCGAUCAAAGCUAAAGUGGCUGUGCUAAAGAAGGAACUGGAAGAUCUUGGUGUCCAAGGUAAUCCAUCCAUUGAGAAGUGUAAAAAAAUAAGAAUGAAAAGGGAGGAAGCUCAGGAAGUGGCUGAGCUUGAUGUUGGGAACAUUAUCACCACACAAGGACGACCUAAACGCAGAGGAAUUUCAGCAAGGAUGGAAUCUAAUGGAUCCCCAUCGUCUGCUUAUCAGCGCACUCUCAACUCCAGCUCCGGCAGUGAUCGGGAAAACCAGACUUCCAGAGAACGCAAAAAAAUAUCAGAAUGGACCAACUUGCGUGGGAUCAUUAGUGAUGACGGAGACAGUUCAUAGUUGACAGCUUAGCUGUCCUGAAUUCAUUAAAAACUUAUCAGCAGAUGAAACUAGUUUAUCUGCUGUGUUGUUGUUUGACCCAUAUUUUAAAAGUUUUGUUAAAAAUUUUAAACUUUUGUAUUGUUUAUACG